Eurytemora carolleeae is the source of this 340-nucleotide messenger RNA. Its product is annotated as nucleobindin-2. Gene Ontology annotation, cellular component: endoplasmic reticulum-Golgi intermediate compartment; extracellular exosome. The record is from RefSeq and is a predicted model, not a curated record. Gene Ontology annotation, molecular function: calcium ion binding. Lineage: Eukaryota; Metazoa; Arthropoda; Copepoda; Calanoida; Temoridae.
AUUAAAUUAGUUUUAAAGAUUAAGUUAGGUUUAGAGAUUAAAUUAGUUUUAGAGAUUAGGUUAGGUUUUGUUCUUCUAGGCAGAUGAUAGUUGAUGGUAAACUACCCACCAACUACAACUAUACAGAUGUCCCGCAGUUAAAUGGAUAUUUUGUCAAUUCAACUCAUGUUCAGAGAAAUGGUUCGAUCAUAAAUCUUCAUCUCCAAGAAGAGGAAAUAAAAUAUAAAGAUUUUAAAAGGUUUUUGAUGAUGAACAGAUAUUAUUUGGAGGAAGAAUUAGCGAAGGAGGUUUCUCCGGAGAAAAUAGAGAAAAUUCAAGCAAGAAUACAAAACAAAAUAAA